GAUAAUCAGUCCAGAGUUCACCUGCCGUUUACUUGUUUCAUCCUCUCUUACCGUCGAGUUAUUCGCCUUUCUUUUCCCUUUUCUGCUCGAAUUGUGUUUCUCUGGAGAUCUGUUCCUUGGAGGCAGGAGUGACGCUGAUUGUGGAUUGUUGAGCGCUGGCCUGAUUGAGAUGUCAUGUGGAGUAGUUGCCUGCUCUGAGGUGACAGGAAAUCACACAGUCUACAGCAUUUAGCUCUCAACAGUUGGGUGCUCUUAACAAGAGUCCAGGGGGAGGGAUGAAAACCCCCAGCAGCUAAGAAAUCAGGAGUGUCUUGAAUUCAACGGAGGGGUCUGGUGUUAUUUCACUCUCUUUACCCCCUCCUCAUCCAAUCAGAGCAGCAGUAUGACCGGAAGACACCUCCAUAACUGAAGACAGGAUGCCACUGUGUAACUAUACAGGGUCAGAGGAUCUGCUGGGGAACAGCAGUGACACUGGGCAGGGCAACGUGGAGCAUGUCCUAGUCCCAAUAUUAGACGUGCUGAUUCUGGUGCUGGGAGUUGGCGGACACACCAUGGUGAUGGUGAUCCUGUGUGGGAGGCGGAGAAGAGGGGUAGGACAUAUUGGACAGUCUCCUCAAAGCUCCAUAACAGGCACAGGCACAGACGUCCUCCUGCUGGCUCUGAGUUCUGCAGACCUGCUUUUGCUCUCCAUGCUUCCCUUCCACACUGUUGCCAUAGCCAUGCAGCGAUGGCCUUUUGGGGACUUCAUGUGUCGUCUGGUGGGCUUCUUGGGAUCAGCCUGCUCCUCAGCAAGUGCCUUCACAUUGGCCACGCUGGCUGUGUCUCGCUAUCUGACUGUAGUGAAGCCUGCCAGAGCCUACAGCCUCCUCUCCCCUCGCCGGGUGUCCAUAGCUGCUGCACUCCUCUGGGUUCCAGCCUGCGGCCUGGCUGCCCCACAGCUGGUUUUUCGCUUUGUGGGAUCCCCACUUCGAGCCCCUGAUGGCCUCUCUUGCUUUGCUUUCCUGUCCCACCGAGACCAGCUGAUCUAUGGAUUGUUUCACUUUCUUGUGGCCUUCUUGCUUCCACUGGUCACUAUUGCAUUGGCAUACGCCAGGAUCUACAUGUUCCUGUGGGGGAGCCGGCAUACCGGCAGGGCCCCCCAAGUGGAGCGCUACCAGAGUAAAGUGACCAAGACGUCAGCCAUGCUGGUGCUAGCAUUUACGCUGUGCUGGCUGCCGUCCUAUGGCCUGACGCUGGCAUUACUGGCGGAUAAAAGCUCAGGCGCCACUGGUGCCUCGCCACGUUAUGGCCUCUUCAGUGUGUUUGCGCGACUCAUGGCGACCUCCUCUACAGUGAUGAACCCCAUCCUCUAUGUACUGAUGUCCCAAAAGUUCAGACAAGAUUUACUGAAGCUGUUCAAGAGGGGGCAAAGAGCCAGCGUGGCAGUGUCUAUGACUGCUGCCUGACUGCAUUAUUGUCAAUGACUAUUUUGAUGUAACUGAACACCUGACAGACAAACAAUGAGACUACUGGGAAUCACGGUAAAACAAUUACAACCCCAGUUACUUUGCUGACAGAAUCAUGAAAGAAAUGGAUAUAACCAUUACUGUCAUGAGGAAAGUCUACUUACCAAGUUAAAACAACAGCACUCACAAAAGCGGAAAAUAUUCAACAUCUUUUCCUCUUAACAACAUUAACUGGUAGUCUGGAUAUUGUAUGAGAAGAUCAAACCGGUAGCCCUGGGAGGUGCGGCUCCACAGGGACUGUGGGACAAACAAUCCUGAACCGUGCAUUCCUUGUAAAACUGCUUAAAGUAAAAGGCACUCUGGUAAAACAUUAACAGUGCACCUGUGUUUUGUUGUGCUGAGAUAAGGUGAAUGAAAGUCUAUCUGUAGGCCUGUUUAUGUUUGCAUACACUGUGUUCUCAAACCUCCAAUAAAUAAAGUCUUCCCUUUUGUUUCUAGUUUGGUUACAACUUCAUAAUAAAAGCUUACUGGUUGUGUUUAGAUGUUUAGUGUUUUGGGGAACACCAGCCGUUUCAUCCCAGGAAGAGUUCUCAAUGUGGGAUCUAAUGUUUACAACUAACUUUCUUAGUUAUUCACAAAAUAGUUGAGUAACUAAAAAUGACUAAAGACAGACCCAAUACCAACAAUGGGGAAUAUACUAAAUAUAAACUGGGAUAUAAGAACUGGGUGCAGGUUGAUUGUUAAAGGACAAUAGGGUUUUUUAGACUUAAACUUA
Dicentrarchus labrax (European seabass) is the source of this 2220-nucleotide messenger RNA. Its product is annotated as delta-type opioid receptor. The record is from RefSeq and is a predicted model, not a curated record. Bases 417 to 1445 code for a protein of 342 amino acids. The transcript is spliced from 2 exons. NCBI's taxonomy places the organism in Eukaryota, Metazoa, Chordata, Actinopteri, Moronidae. Gene Ontology annotation, biological process: G protein-coupled receptor signaling pathway. Gene Ontology annotation, molecular function: G protein-coupled receptor activity; peptide binding. Gene Ontology annotation, cellular component: membrane.